Molecule: messenger RNA, 3877 nt
Organism: Rhipicephalus microplus (southern cattle tick)
Lineage: Eukaryota; Metazoa; Arthropoda; Arachnida; Ixodida; Ixodidae
Cellular component (GO): membrane
Source: RefSeq, a predicted model, not a curated record
ACUUUUCCAUUCACACUUCCGCCGCCCGUGUCUCCAAGCUGCAAGCUGCGAGGUGUUCUGCGACGAACAGCUGCGAUGUUCGCGUGCCGCCCUGCGUCGAGAAAGCCGCUGCGAACGCCUCGUGAAUCGUGACAGUGUGCCUGUGUGUGUGUGUUUUGGCGUAUGCCGCGACUCGGCAUUUCGGGCUACGGAAAGCGCUAGCGACACGCCAUGGGACGUCGAACAUCGCGCGGCCACCGUCGCAGCUACGUCGUACCUACAGCGUUUGGAUACGCCGGUAAAACGACCGCACCUACCCGUGUGGUGUAGCCGCUGUACCCUGGUUGGCUUAAGACUGGGGAUUCGCGCUUCUUCAGGAGACCUCAGACUAAACCCAGCCGUCUGCUAGUCAAUCCGAAGUCAUGAGCGUCUACAACGUGCGAUCGUCUCAGACGGUCGCCACCGCCUACUUCAGCCUGGACGCCGCGGCGCGAGCCUGCCUCGACCCGUUCGUGCCCAUCUUCCUGCGUCACCACGGGCUGACCGCGCUUCAAGCUGGUUUCGUUCUCUCCGCGGCCGCCAUCGUGUCCGGGCUGUUCGUCCCCGCCGCACUGUGGCUGCCCAGGUGGCGCCGCAACAGUUGGCGCUCCGUACUGCUGGCCAGCAGUAUCGUCUCGAUCGUUUGCUACCUGUCCCUGUUGGCGAUACCGCCUAUGACGACGGUGGGAGGCGAUUGGGUAUCGCCGUGUCGAACGUCCGAGUCGGCACGUGGCAAGCACGCGGACGUCGAUUCGGCGGACGGAUCGAUAGCUUUGAUGCAGGGAGGGCACGGCGGUGGUAAAGACACUCCUCAGGACACAGCCGAUGGUAUUCAGGGAGAGUCGAAGAAUGGAAGCGGGAAACUGUUUCCGGCGCCCCCUCCGACCUACGAACUGCUGCCGACGGCCGUCCCUCUGGUUGCAGGCCCGGCCUACCUUCUGUCGUCGCGCGAAGCAAAGGGUGUGGAAGUGCGACAACACUCGCGAGUUCUACGAGCAGCCAACGUGUCUGACGAAGAAGGCGACGUGGUUGAAGUUCCGAUGCGUCCUCAAGGUACCGCGUCCCCUGAAGCCGUGAAGAACGGAUCUAAGGACGCCCCGUCGCCUUCCCUCGAUGGAGUCGUCAUACCUGUCAAGAAAAAGAAGGGUAUGCCUCCGGCACCAGCCGUGAAUCCGGAUUGUGAGGGUGAUCGGACGAGUCCGGAAUGCCAGCUGAUGACCCACGGUGAGGACGCCGACGAUGAUGGCUCGAGGAAUAGCGAUUCGUUCAUGAACAACGCCUCGUUGCUGCUUCUGGCUGCGGCCGUCCUGCUCGGAAGCUCGACGUUCGCGCUGGCCAAGUUCGUCGCGGACGAGUCGUACUUCGCAUUCCUAGACGAGAUCGACGCCACGGAGAAGUCUCGGAGCCACGAGACGUACGCGGCAAUUGUCAGCGCCCUCGUUCUGGGUGCCGUCGCCAUCUUGGCCUCGCAGGCGCCCUGCCUUCCACUUCCGACAUGGGGAUAUCAGGAGGUCUACCUGGCAGCCUUCGGCACGCUCGUGUUUGCUUCCCUGCCACUGGCCGCCUUCUUUCCCGAGCCUCACCAACCGCUGCGUCGUCAGGCGACCUCCGGGGCGUGUCGCGGCGUCGGUUCGAUGCUCAAGAACGUCGAGGGAGCCCUGAUCGUAGGUGGCCUCUUCUUCCUGGGGUUGCUGGCAGGCCUGGAGCAGGCCUUCUUCAUGUGGCACCUGGAGGAAACCGGCAAAAAGGUCGAGCUCGGCGUCGUCAUCAUGGCCAGGGCCGUGUCCAACGUGGCCUCGCUGUUCUUGCUCUGCGCCGGCGGUCUUCCCAGCCGUCUGCUGGCUUGGCUCGCCUUCGGCAUCGUGUGCGUAGCGGCCCGCUGCGCCUGCUACGUGCAGUCGGGUUGGGAGCUGGCUGCCGUAGCCCAGCUCCUGUCCCCGCCGUCUACAGUGCUCGUCUGGGUCGCCUGCGAGCGGUGGGCACGGCGUUCUUCGACCAGACUGAGCACCGAGCGCGGACUGCUGGUCGUGAUGCGCUGCUGUCACAACGGUUUGGGCUUCUGCGUCGGUGCCCUGACCGGAGGUGGAAUUGCGUCGUGGCUCGGUGUCCGCAGCACACUGGGAGUGGGUGCAGUGGUUGGGAUCAUCGGCGGAUUGGCCAUGUUGGCCGCUAGCCGGUUCGUUGCCGGCCGUCCGCCCAGCUACGACCGGUUGCUGUGGGACCCGACGAGUGCCAACUCGGACAGCGAGUCCGAGGAAGAGCCCAAGAUGGCUGGUGAUGCCGGUGUGCCCGUUACGGUGACGCCAGUAACUUCGUGAUCUCGUUAUUUUUGCCUCGCCAAAUUACACAUAUCCAUGAGCAAACGUUGACCUCCGGUGUUAACCGAGUGCGGGGGUGACGUGUGUGUAAGCGGCGCUUUUUUUUGUUUGCGAGAUUUCGGCGUUUUUGUAACUAAGAUAGCCGGAUAACAGGGUUGCCACUUGCAGAGGCAACGCUCCGUACGUGUACAUUCUAGUCUUGUUGCACAUACUGUUUGCCGAUCGUCACAUCCUCCCUGUCUCGUGGUACCGCCGCAUAUAGCACACUGACAUCCAGCCGUGAAAGUCACCGCAGGCUCACAGCUGUUCUGACGUGAUCAAAUUCUAGCACACAGCGCGCGGUUAUUCCUAUCUCGCUGUGUCCACAUAUAUAUCAAAGUAAAUGACGUCACCAAUAUAAAUUUUGCCCUACAGUUAUCUCUAAAACUGCGCGUGUGACACGGCGAAAUGUGGCUUGCAUCCCCUAGUCCGAACAAAAGUCUUGACACUGAAAGCAUGUAAAUCACAUUGCAGUGAAGUUUGGUUUUGUUUUUAAAAAUAUCAUAGAGCUUCAGAAUCGCACAUUCGUUGGUCAAUUUGGUGCUUUGGGCAUUAGUUAGGUGGUGCGCCAGUCUUAAGUCGUCUUGAGAUAAACAUUCAUAGAAUACGUUUCUCUCAUAACCUUUCACCUCUCCCAAUGAGAGAAAAUUUUCUUUCUUCGAACCGUUCUCUUGAAUCACGUACACUGUUUCGAAUUUCAUAUUACGCUUUUAACACAUUUACAGCUGUUUUCACGCACGAAUUGGGCCCAUAUUUUGGCACUUGCAUCUCAUAUUCCUAAUAUUGUGCCCAACAUUCAAGCGAGAAAAACUUGAAAUUACCUUCUGCUUCCUAAUCUGUUGAUGUGAUACGCUGAUCCACAGAGCGUCAACAGCUUUCUUUAGCAUAGUCACCAAGUCAAGGGCAUUUCCUCUUUUCAAGGUUAUCUCGCUCUGUGUGAGACACAUGCAGUCGAACUUUGGUUAGCGCUCACCAAAGCCAUUGUUUAUCGUGCAUGUAUCCGUGCUGGCAUUUAGGUUAUUCGGGCUAAAUGUAUGCACUUGGAACACUCAAGUGGCAUGUGCAUAAUCCUUCGAAAGAAAUUGCUGCGUGACUCAUCCGGAUGAUCUUCGUGUGCAUUGUCUUGUGUGGUCACGUGGCAAAAUAACAUCGCUAUCACGGUAGAUCAAGAAAGUGAGAUGACGGAGUUUUCUAGAGAGCUCUAUUGCAAAAGAACGCGAAGUGCCUUUUUUUUUCAGAGCGUGGCCUCCGCGAUUACCUAUGGCAGCACGGCGUUUUGCCGGAGCUGAUCCCGGAGGCCACUUUAGAGACCGCUGUUGCGCUGUCUAUGAGCGCGGGUCAGUCGCGUCACAAGUGUUUCCCCUUCUAGUCAAGAGCUGUAGUUCCCGAUAUUUUGGUCGUACUGUAAGUACCUACGCAGAGUACUUUUAUGGAAAGUGUCGCCGCGUGUGUACAAUUGGGUGGUUUGUUUGUAAAAUAAAACCAUUGCGUGAAAGCAGAAA